AUGUUUUCCAGAGGCAUUAGGCUCGGAGACGGCGACGUUGACGACGACGAAAAGACUCACAACAGCCGCAACUGCUGCCAGCAAAUCAUCCACCUACCCUGCAGAAUGGUACAGUCUGUCGCGGGCUGGUUCUUAACAUGCUGGCGGCACCAAGAGUCGAGGAGGAACAGCCACAUCAGCAACAGUAGUAGCAGCAGCAGUGGCGGCGGCGCGUCAAGGCGCAGGAGAGGCCCCGUGGACGACUGUCGCCCGCUGCUGGGAGGAGGCCGAGAGCGGGGGACGCCUACGACCCCACGAUUCCCAACGCACGCGGCGGCUUCGUUCCUCAAGACGGGGACGUCGAGGAAGAUGCGUGAUGCGAACAGCAUCUUGUGA
Molecule: messenger RNA, 375 nt
Organism: Purpureocillium takamizusanense
Lineage: Eukaryota; Fungi; Ascomycota; Sordariomycetes; Hypocreales; Ophiocordycipitaceae
Exons: 1
Coding region: 1-375 (124 amino acids)
Source: RefSeq, a predicted model, not a curated record